This is a messenger RNA of Betta splendens (Siamese fighting fish), 4616 nucleotides long. RefSeq lists its product as uncharacterized. The record is from RefSeq and is a predicted model, not a curated record. The transcript has 18 exons. The coding region runs from base 203 to 3940 and encodes 1245 amino acids. NCBI's taxonomy places the organism in Eukaryota, Metazoa, Chordata, Actinopteri, Anabantiformes, Osphronemidae.
AUUUGAGACGUUUGAGCUGUGACUGUCAAAGUGGGAGGUGAAAAAUAAUCAGCAGUGUUUAAAGAAUCUUUGAAACAUGUGUGAAGAUACAAAUAGAUGAGGAAGAGACAAAGACAGAAGAGAAGACGAGAAGACGAGACGGAGACGUCUAGAAACUGAAGGUUUCUCUGUGGAGGGAGCGAGCGAGUGUCAGAGGAUCAGGAUGUGUGUUCUCCUGUGGACGGCUCUGCUCUUCUAUGUGAGAGGCAUCAGCUGUGACGGAGCUGCUCUGAAGCAACACUGUCAAACUGGAUCCUACUGUAUCAGCCUCAGUGAGGGAGGAACAACAGCAGAGGCUGGACUCUGUGCUGUUAUACCCUGUUCCUUCACUGUUGAUGCUGGAUUUAAUGCCACACAAUUAAUGUGGUAUAAAUGUGGUGCAGAGUUACCAAUGAAAUGUAAUGAAGCUCACUCACUAACAUGUAACUCCAGCAGUAGAUCAGCAGUAUUUCAGUCUGAGUUUAGAGGACGAGUGUCUCUGUUGGAGCCUGACCUGAGUCUGAGGAACUGCAGCAUCAUCAUCAGUGACCUCAGACAAUCUGACUCUGGAUCAUUUAAGCUCAGACUCUGUGGUUACAAAGACAAGAAGCCAGACGGCUUCACAUUCACUUCUUCAGCAACUCUUACAGUUACAGGUCUGAGUCAGACGCCCACAGUGACGGUUCCUCCACUGACAGCAGGACAGCAGAACACUGUGACCUGCACUGCUCCUGGUCUCUGCUCUGGAUCUGCUCCUACAUUCACCUGGAGGUGGAGGAAACCAGGAGGAACCCACUCUCACAUCACAGGAAACAUCACAGCCGUCACCACGGAGAAUGUGAGCGCUGUCACUCAGAGACACAGCUCAACUCUGACCUUUGACCUUUCAACUAAGCACCACGGCACAGAGGUCACCUGUGAGGUCAGCUUCACAGGAGACGUAAAGACAGAGGAGACGGUGACUCUGAACGUGAGCUACGUCAAGAAACCAACCAUCAGUGGAAAUCCAACAGUGAAAGCAGGAGACGCUCUGAAUCUGACCUGCCGUGUUGAUAGCUUCCCUCCAUCGUAUGUUACAUGGACCAAAUCCGGCUCUGACGGCGUUGGUGAAGAAUCACAGACUGGAUCAGUGUCUGUCAUCAUCUAUAACACGACAGCAGACGCUUCUGGACAGUACGUCUGUACAGCACAGCAUCCAGUCAGGAACGUGACUGCACGCUCUGAAGUCACUGUAACAUUUCCUCCACAGAUCUUAAACGUGUCUAGAUGCAUGAAUCAGCAGCAAACACUCAGCUGUGUGUGCAUCAGCUGGGGUUCUCCUCCACCCUCCAUCACGUGGCCGCUGCUGAAGAACCACAGUGAAUACUCAGUAUCUAGCACCGUGUCCAAGCACACAGCGAACAGCAGCGUCACCCUUCAUGGCAGCGCUCAAAGCAGCAGCGUAGAGUGUGUCAGCACAAACGAAGGCGGGGAAACGAGAGAGUUCCUCCAAGUGAGAACCCACUUAAAGCAAGAAGAUGUCGUCACCAACGUUUUACUGAACAGUAAGUGGCUGCAAGUCGCCUUUGGGUUCAUUACUGGCAUCUUGUUUUCUGCGGUCGUCGUCUGUUUGGCAAGAAGAUGCCACAGAAAAAAGAAUCCCGGGGAUCAGCUUGAAGCCGUGCAGAUGCAAACUGUCCUAGAGGCUGACGCUGGUCACAACCAUGAGACUCAAUGCAGAGAAGUCAACUACUCUGUCAUUGACUUCUUUGUGUUGAAAAGAAAAAAACCCACGAAGACAAAAGAGGCGCCAGAAAGCACAGAGUACACGGAAAUUAAAACAAGAGCAGUGGAGAGACGACACGGUGAAGGGAAGGAAGGUGAAACGCUGGAGGCCCACGAGGAGCAGGAGGUGGCUGAGGUUGAGCAAAGGGAGAACCAGCAGUGCAUUGUGGGAAAAGAGGAGGAAUAUGAGGAGAUGGCGCUGUAUUCAAAUGUUCAUGAAACAAAGCAGCAGAUACAAAUAGAUGAGGAAGAGACAGAGACAGAAGUGAAGACGAGACGGAGACGUCUAGAAACUGAAGGUUUCUCUGUGGAGGGAGCGAGCGAGUGUCAGAGGAUCAGGAUGUGUGUUCUCCUGUGGACGGCUCUGCUCUUCUAUGUGAGAGGCAUCAGCUGUGACGGAGCUGCUCUGAAGCAACACUGUCAAACUGGAUCCUACUGUAUCAGCCUCAGUGAGAGAAGAACAACCGCAGAGGCUGGACUCUGUGCUGUUAUACCCUGUUCCUUCACUGCUGAUGCUGGAUUUAAUGUCACACAAUUAAUGUGGUACAAAUGUGGCUCACAGUCACUAAUAAAAUGUGAUCAAAUUCACGGUCUAGUGUUUAACUCCAGCAAUAAAUCAGCAGUAUUUCAGUCUGGGUUUGGAGGACGAGUGUCUCUGUUGGAGCCUGACCUGAGUCUGAGGAACUGCAGCAUCAUCAUCAGUGACCUCAGACAAUCUGACUCUGGAUCAUUUCAGCUCAGACUCUGUGGUUACAAAGACAAGAAGCCAGACGGCUUCACAUUCACUUCUCCAGUAAAUCUUACAGUUACAGGUCUGAGUCAGUCGCCCACAGUGACGGUUCCUCCUCUGACAGCAGGACAGCAGAACACUGUGACCUGCACUGCUCCUGGUCUCUGCUCUGGAUCUGCUCCUACAUUCACCUGGAGGUGGAGGAAACCAGGAGGAACCCACUCUCACAUCACAGGAAACAUCACAGCCGUCACCACGGAGAAUGUGAGCGCUGUCACACAGAGACACAGCUCAACUCUGACCUUUGACCUUUCAGCUGAGCACCACGGCACAGAGGUCACCUGUGAGGUCAGCUUCACAGGAGACGUAAAGACAGAGGAGACGGUGACUCUGAACGUGAGCUACGUCAAGAAACCAACGAUCAGUGGAAAUCCAACAGUAAAAGCAGGAGACGCUCUGAAUCUGACCUGCCGUGUCGAUAGCUUCCCUCCAUCGUAUGUUACAUGGACCAAAUCCGGCUCUGACGGCGUUGGUGAAGAAUCACAGACUGGAUCAGUGUCUGUCAUCAUCUAUAACACGACAGCAGACGCUUCUGGACAGUACGUCUGUACAGCACAGCAUCCAGUCAGGAACGUGACUGCACGCUCUGAAGUCACUGUAACAUUUCCUCCACAGAUCUUAAACGUGUCUAGAUGCAUGAAUCAGCAGCAAACACUCAGCUGUGUGUGCAUCAGCUGGGGUUCUCCUCCACCCUCCAUCACGUGGCCGCUGCUGAAGAACCACAGUGAAUACUCAGUAUCUAGCACCGUGUCCAAGCACACAGCGAACAGCAGCGUCACCCUUCAUGGCAGCGCUCAAAGCAGCAGCGUAGAGUGUGUCAGCACAAACGAAGAGGGGGAAACGAGACAGUUCCUCCAAGUGAGAACCCACUUAAAGCAAGAAGAUGUCGUCACCAACGUUUUACUGAACAGUAAGUGGCUGCAAGUCGCCUUUGGGUUCUUUACUGGCAUCUUGUUUUCUGCGGUCGUCGUCUGUUUGGCAAGAAGAUGCCACAGAAAAAAGAAUCCCGGGGAUCAGCUUGAAGCCGUGCAGAUGCAAAAUGUCCUAGAGGCUGACGCUGGUCACAACCAUGAGACUCAAUGCAGAGAAGUCAACUACUCUGUCAUUGACUUCUUUGUGUUGAAAAGAAAAAAACCCACGAAGACAAAAGAGGCGCCAGAAAGCACAGAGUACACGGAAAUUAAAACAAGAGCAGUGGAGAGACGACACGGUGAAGGGAAGGAAGGUGAAACGCUGGAGGCCCACGAGGAGCAGGAGGUGGCUGAGGUUGAGCAAAGGGAGAACCAGCAGUGCAUUGUGGGAAAAGAGGAGGAAUAUGAGGAGAUGGCGCUGUAUUCAAAUGUUCAUGAAACAAAGCAGCAGGUUUGACUUCGUAGCUCAGUGAUGUCACUGAGGCGUGUUGCGUAACAGCUGUUUGUUACUUGGAGUCUCUGGGUGUUUGUGUGUUGGUGAUGCCUCAUGUCUCUCUCUUCCUGUCUCUGCUUGAACAAAGGAUCAGAUCUCUGUCCUGCUUCAUUUGCUUUCUGCAACCAAGGUUAUAUUACAUGUUAUGUUAAACUUAUCCUGGUUUAUUGAAAUGUUUCUGCUUUAUUGUGUGAUUGUGAUUCCCUGAUAAAAGUGGUGUCAUUAAUAUAAAUGAAUAGGAUGUAUAUGGAUACGGGACGUGACUAUGUACAGUAAAACCCUGCAUGAGUUCCAGGUCACGUCAGGCCUCAUGCAGCGUUCAGCUAUUCCUUUUUUAAGCAUAAAUAUGAAUUAGUCGUCUUUAAUCUUUUGUGACAGUGUGUUUGUAAAGCAAAUGUACCUGUCCUCUACUUUGUGGUGAUCAUAAUAUGUGGAACUUUACACAAACUGAAUGAUUAAUCAAUAACAGAUCAGCUGUUGGCUUCUCUCUGCAAAUUACUGUUACUUAAGAAAAGUUGUUUUGUUUCUACAAUGACUUUUAUGUUUUAAAGUCUUCACACCUCAAGCAGAUUCCUUUGACUUCAGUUUCACACAAACAUAAAUAAAAUAAAAACAACAACAAACAUGUUGAUUAUUGAGA